Molecule: messenger RNA, 1179 nt
Organism: Apus apus (common swift)
Lineage: Eukaryota; Metazoa; Chordata; Aves; Apodiformes; Apodidae
Gene: MAB21L3
Product: mab-21 like 3
Exons: 6
Coding region: 1-1092 (363 amino acids)
Source: RefSeq, a predicted model, not a curated record
AUGAAACCAUUCACAGAUGAAGAUGUAGAAAUCUACAUCCAGAGCAAGGUGGAACGGCGCCAUUAUCUGGUUUCCAAAGCAGUGGAAGAGGUGCAGAAAAUCAUCCAGCAGCUGACGGCAGAAAUCAGCUGUAAGGCCAUGCGAUUCCAAGCCAUCUCCAACUCUGGCAUUCACAAUGAGAAUAUUAAGGUCUUAGCACCCAGCCAGUUCCUCAUCACGGUCCCUCUGCGCGGCCUGAGCGGGUACAGGGAGUGCCAGGUACGGCACUGGCGUUAUUACACCGUGCAUGGAGCCAAGCUCCUCUCCUCCGUGCGGGACCCUGAGGAGCUGCACCAGUGGCUAGAGGUGGAGCAGUUCUCAAAAAGCCUUCAGCAGUGGCAUGAAACGGAUGUGAACGUCGAAGGUGACCUGGUUCCAGCCAAAGUCCUUACCGUCUUCCGGGAGCUGGUGGAGAAGUCAAUUAUCUCCUGUAACCUCUCCAGUAAAGUGACAGUGCUGGAAAGCUUCAGCUCAGUAGUCCGGGUGGCUGUGGGGACAUCAGAAUCCCAGGUUGAGGUGGAGCUGGUCCCUGCUGUGGAGAUUCCAACCUGCUGGCCCGAGAAAGCCCGGUGGCCUCGUUGCCUCAAGCGUUGGCCUUCCCAGGAAAAAGUACAGUGUGUCAAGUCACUUGGUUUUGACCUUUUGGCCCGCUCCAAUUACCACUGGCAGCUGUGCUUCUUCCGUGCUGAGCAUCUCCUCAUGGAAGGCCUCGAUGAAGAUGGUGGUUGCCGCAUGAAGUGCUUCAGGGUCAUGAGGCAGAUGAAGGAAGAUGUCUGGUGUGCUGGAAAUAAGCCUGUCAUCACAACUUAUCACCUUCAGACAGUGCUAUUCUGGACGUGUGAAAAAUACCCACGCACCAAGGAUUGGCGCUGCUUCCCCGAAGCCUUUCUGAGGCUGGUGCAGAAGCUGCACAAGUGUGUAAGCCAGCACUUCCUCAAGCAUUACUUUGUCAAGAACACCAAUCUGCUCAAAUAUGCCAACACCAGUGACCUGGACGUGGUGGCCAGCAAGCUCGCAGUCUUCUUGGAGAACCCUGUCUUCUGCCUGGACUAAGGCAGGACAAUGUCUCCUCACCCCAACCCUGAGCUGAUUCCUCCACCUCCUCUCCCCACCUGUGGUUGUUCUUCAUGUCCUUCCAGU